Molecule: messenger RNA, 711 nt
Organism: Parnassius mnemosyne (clouded apollo)
Lineage: Eukaryota; Metazoa; Arthropoda; Insecta; Lepidoptera; Papilionidae
Source: the annotation of a GenBank genome assembly
AUGACCUUUGCUAUCAUACCGGACACCAAUAAUCUCGUUUACCCUUUUGACUUUGGCUCGUUAUUGUGGAUUUUACGGCCUGGACUUUAUCGAUUGGAUAUUUACAUAAAGGAUCGCCGUGUGAAUUGUGGCAUAGCAACUAGUCGCUGUAAUACACUUCGUCGACGAUCCUUAGAUAAUGAAACGACAUUGGCAGUGAUUCGCCAACGGCGUGCUCAACAUCCUGUAAACAGCAGUGACCAUGUUUGCCAAGCUUGCUGGGAUUUGGCUCAACAACAAUCUGUUGAUGAACCACGACAACUUGGCCACCAUAAUGUUUGUCUCCGCUGUGGUAGUUCUCUUGCAUCACGAUCUCAAUUGAGAAUUUGUAAUGUUAUACAAGAGUGGAUUAUGCCUCGAACUGCAAAAGAAGAAAGUCACAUAUGCCACAAUUGUUGGGUGGCUGCAGACAGAGCUGCUAUCCAUAUGGUGUCAGGCCCAUCAACUUCUUUCCAAGGAAGUUCCCAUGAAGAUGUACAGCCACAGGCACAAGAUCUUCCUACUGAACCUUCAAAUGAAGAAGUUGGAAAUAACCAACCCGAACCUACCAUUGUGUUACCGGAUUAUAUGAGAGCUAUCGAAAUGGAAAGAAGUUGGACUAGGUACCAAGAUAAUAUAGUACCACCUGCACAAUUCUUAGAUGAUAUUCUAAUUAUAAUUGAAGAGGAAUAA